UGUACAUGGGGGCAACAUGAGGUGGGUGAGUCCAUUUCACCCACAACCUCUACUAUUUUUUUUUUUAUACUGUUGUUGUGGGAAGACGGUUUCACACUCACGCACACUCAUAAAUCCAUGCAAAUGGAGUCAACUUUAUGGACACACAUUUUCCCAGACACGAGGGCGAGAUAGCGAGAGAGAGAGAGAGAGAGAGAGAGAGAGGGAGAGAAACUGAUGACAGCCAGCAGCCCACAGCCUCUUCUCUGCUGUUGCUACAGUUGGGCGAAAGGCGGUAACAGGCAGAGCUGCUCGUCGUCUCCGAGACCGGGAAGGAAGCGGCGUGCCGUGAGUCGUUGGUCAGUUUUUGCUGGUAUGAGUCCAGUUUGAGCAACUCACUCGCUGCAACGUCUCGGUCGCUGGGAGCUGCCACGGAGGCAGGUGUGCCCGUGUUCUCUGAAGCAGCGUGUGCAGCAGAGCAUGUUGUGAACGCCAUGUCCCUGGAGAUGGAGAAGACCAUCACCAAGCUGAUGUAUGACUUCCAAAGGAACUCCACUUCUGAUGACGACUCUGGAUGUGCUCUGGAGGAAUAUGCUUGGGUUCCCCCUGGCCUCAGUCCAGAGCAGGUACACCAGUAUUACAACUCCUUACCUGAAGAGAAGGUCCCAUACAUGAACAGCCCCGGGGAGAAAUACCGCAUCAAACAACUGCUUCAUCAGCUGCCCCCACAUGACAAUGAGGUGCGUUAUUGUAACUCCUUGGAUGAAGAAGAGAAAAGAGAGCUGAAGCUGUUCAGCAAUCAACGUAAGAAAGACAACUUGGGCAGAGGCAAUGUUCGUCCCUUCCCACUGACCAUCAACGGCGCCAUCUGCGAUAAGUGUGGUGGUCAGAUCAACGGAGGGGAUAUUGUCGUGUUCGCCGCUCGGGCCGUUCACGGAAAAUGGUGGCACCCCAAUUGCUUUGUGUGCUGCAUCUGCGAGGAAAUGUUGGCGGAUCUGAUCUACUUCUACCAGGAGGGCAAGCUCUACUGUGGACGGCACCAUGCUGAGAGACUGAAACCCCGCUGUUGUGCUUGUGAUGAGAUCAUCUUUGCUGACGAGUGCACCGAGGCGGAGGGCCGACACUGGCACAUGAAGCACUUCUGUUGCUACGAAUGUGAGAUCGCCCUCGGCGGCCAGCGCUACAUCAUGAAGGACGGACGUCCGCACUGCUGCAACUGCUUCGAGACCCUUUACGCAGAAUACUGUGAUGCAUGUGGAGAACAUAUAGGCAUUGACCAAGGCCAGAUGACAUAUGAUGGACAGCACUGGCAUGCAACUGAAGAGUGUUUUUGUUGUGCCCAUUGCAAACGCUCCUUGCUGGGCCGUCCCUUCCUCCCAAAGCAGGGACAGAUCUUCUGCUCACGGUCCUGUAGCACCGGACAGGAUCCGGUUGAGUCAGAUUCCUCAGACUCGGCUUUUCAGAGCGCUCGUUCCCGCGAGUCCCGCCACAGCACCAAGAUCGGUAAAAAAGAGCGCAGGAAGGCCGAACAGGAACGAAAGACUGCAGAGGUCCGCCAGUCUGCUCCUCCCCCCAUGACUGAGCGUUUGUCGGCUGAUAUUGAUCCCCUGUCUGUUCAGAUGGAUCGUUUAAGUAUAUCAGCCAGCCAGACCCCCAGCAGGACACCUAACCGCACUCCCAGUCGCACACCCAGCCGCACUCCAAGUCGCGCCCCGAGUCUUAACCAGGUAUGGAUGAGUCGAGAUGACCCCUAUGUCCCUGCCGCCUUUGAGGGCCCCCAACGGGAAUCUUCUCCCACCCCUCCAUCUGUUCAUCUUUUGGGUCAGUGCAAUGCCAGGCAGGGGUACAAUCCCAACGGGAAUGUUCACCCUCCAGCUCAGACUUCCGUCAACCCAGGAAAGAGGCCUGAUUCCUGGGGGAAAGAACAAGGCAACGCUAAAAGGACCCCGAUGGCUGCCCUGAGGGGUCACUCCUUCAAUGAAAACUGGAUCCACCAUAGUCAGGAUGAGUUCAGGCCCAACAAGUUACGCACCCAGAUGAGCUUCAAUGAGAUGUCAAGUCAGAACCAAGGAUUCUCUGACAAGAGGAGCAUAAGCCUGCACGGAUUUCAGAGAGACCGGAGGCCCCCGCUCAUCAGGAGGAACCCCAUCAAUGCCAUGAGCUUCAACGAACCGCUGACUCCACUGGAGCAGACGCCUCGUGGCUCCAUGGACUCCCUCACAGUAUCCAAUGCUAUGGCAAAUUCUCUGGAUGGCGUGACCAAGCGUCAGGAGCAUCUGUCCAGGUUCUCCAUGCCAGACUUGAGCAAGGAUUCGGGUGUAAAUGUGUCGGAAAAGAGCAACAUGGGAACACUUAGCUCUUCAGUCCAGUUCCACAGCACAGAGUCUCUGUCCUCAUCUCGUCCCUUUAACAACAACAACAUGUACACCCCACACAGAGUGGGCUACCCACUGCAGUACUGGGACGGUCCGCAACCACUUGGUUUAGAUGUUAAAAUUCACGCUGGUGUGAUGGGCAGCUGUGGGAACUUGCGGAUGGCUCCCAUGAGUGAUCGAAUGCCCCGCCGACUCAUAAACGGGCAGGAAGUUGUUUCCCAGAAACAACCGCCUCAACUGAGACGUCGCAAACACCAUCGCGGAAACGGACACAACUGCAGUACGCGCCACCACAAACGUUCCCGUCGUUCCCGCUCCGAUAACGCUCUGCACCUGGUUGCCGACCGCCCGACUCAAAUGGCGGAACCGUCAUACCAUCGCGUCCAGGAGGAUUACGAUCGCUUCCCGUCUAGUCACGCUGCCAGGGAGUUGUUUGGUCAGGAUCCAUCCGGGUACCGACAGCCGCCCCAUCGGCCGUACCCUCGCACCACGUCUGAUCUCACUCUACAAAACGCUGGUUGGCAACCGGUAGAAAUGGGUGCUCCGUGCUGGGGCGACGGGUACGUGGAAGCGGCGGACCCGUGGUGCUCCAGCUGUUCCUCCUCUUCAGAAUCGGAGGAAAACGAGGGCUACUACAUGGGUGAACCGAUCCCUCGGCCCGUGCAGCUGUGCUACAUCAACAACGAAGAGCUACGCCAUCGUUACAGCCCCUCGGGUAUGGCGGGACAUCACGGACCUCUGCACGGACCCAUUCAUGGCCAGCUGCACGCCCACCAGAGGCGGAAGAGCAAGAACUGCAUCAUUUCAUAAACACAGAAACCAAUAGUGGCUAGGGAUGGGUAGGAGAGUCAAGAAGAGCCAGGUAAGGAGGCAACAGAAGCAUAAGAGAGUGGGAAGGUGAGUGUGAUAGUGACGGAUAACAGUGUGUAGGGGUGGACGUAAAAAAGAGAGAUUAGGCCUAUUUUUCCUGCUGUGAGGUUACACAACUCGGGUAGUGUUUGUGUACACCUACACACAAUGAUCCGACUACAAGAAGAAGAAGCUUGUUUGUCUUGCACAACAGAAAACAGUGUUUACAAAGAUGGACACCAACCUGCUGACGGCAUCAAGAAAAGUGCUGAAAUAGACUACUAAAUAUUCCUGUGGUCAAGGUAAAUAAAAACGAUUUUUGUGCGUGUCCGUGCACGUGUUAUAAUGUUCCGGAGAGAUUGAACGACAACUUUCGAGUCAAAGAGGAGCUUCGUUGACGUCAGCCACCCUGACAUCAAACUUAAUCAGUGUGGACAAUCGGGAAGUUGUGUCGGGAUAGCGAAAGCUACGCGCUAGAUUCCAAGCUGUGUCGUCGUUUGACCUCGGUGGAAUCUAAAUGCCGCUGGAAUGUAGUGUUGGCUCGCUAGCCCCGUUAGCGCCUUGUACAAAUAGUCUGUUGAACCUUUUGUGCUUUACAUAGCCGACUCUCCAUGCUUUACCAAGGACAGAGACCUGGAGCCUCUGCUCCUUGACCAUUCAGACCCCAGUAACGUCAGGUAUGGUCCCGUUUUCUCUUCUGCAACAUGCUUUGUUUUUUUUUUUGAGAGUAUCUUAAUAGAUGAGUGUGAUUAUAAUCCUAUCAAUAUAACAUAUAAUGCAAAUUAUAAUAUUGAAAUUAAACAUAAUUCUUAUUAAAUAUAUACACAGUGCCUGGCAAAUGUCUUGUUGCUUAUCCAAGUUGUAGAAACAAUAAAUAAUAACAUUUACUUGCUAAUUUGGAUUCAGAAACGCCUCUUUAUAAUGCUUAUUGGAGCAAAAUUAAUUUUUUUAUAAUUCAUUGAGUUUUAUAAUUGAAUUAGGACAGAUCCGAUUGGACACGGUACACCCUGGACUGGUCGCCAGCCAAUCGCAAGGUAGUUGGACAAAAAUAAUUAUUUCAUUCGUUCAUUUUGUACCGCUUAUCCUCACAAGGGUCGCAGGGGCGCUGGAGACUAUCCCAGCUGUCUUGGAGCAAGCCAGCCAAUCACAGGGCACAUAUAGACAAACAACCAUUCACACUCACAUUCAUACCUAUGGACAAAUUGGAGUCGCUAAUUAACCUAGCAUGAUUUUGGAAUGUGGGAGGAAACCGGAGUACCCGGAGAGAACCCACCCAGGCACAUGGAGAACAUGCAAACUCUACACAGAGAUGGCCGAGGCUGGAAUUGAACUCCGGUUUUCUAGCUGUGUGCCCUGAGCGCUAACCACAUUCAUACCUAUGGACAAUUUGGAGUCGCUAAUUAACCUAGCAUGUUUUUGGAAUGUGGGAGGAAACCGGAGUACCCGGAGAAAACAUGCAAACUCCACACAAAGAUGGCCGAGUGUGGAAUUGAACUCGGGUCUCCUAGCUGUGAGGCCGCCGUGCAGCUGAGAAGUAUUCCAUUGUAACUUUUAUACAUAUUCAUAUAAAAUAAAACCGUUAGCAUUCCCAAUUAAUGAGGAUAAGCGGCAUAGAAAAUGGAUGGAUGGAUUAUUUUGGUAAAGUGUUCUCGUAAUAAAUGAUAAAAACUUUACUUUGCCAUAAUAAGAAUAAUCAAUAAGUCUUUCAUAAUCUAUUUCUGAAUCCAAACUAGCAACUAAAAGUGACGUUAUUUAUUAUUCCAACAACUUGUACAAGCGACAAGACGUACUGUAUGUCAGCCACUGUAUAGUAAUACACAUAUUAAAACAAAGGAUUUACUAUGAUGUAAAUGUAAUGUACAUACGGUCUUAAAUAUCUAUAUAUUUUGUAACUAAAGAAUCAUUAUUUGUAUAAUACCAUGUAGAGAUAGGAUUCUUGCAUGUCAUUUGUUGUUGUUGCAUACUUACAAAAUAAAGUGUACUUCUAUGAACAACCCGGAAUCGAACAUGUGUUUUGACCUUAGACUUGGAUUUGAAAAGCGAUCCUGCUGCUUUAAUUUAAAGUCAUUCAUAGACAUGAGGUUACUUUUAAAGUACAGGAAGGCCAUUGCGCUAACCUUCUUAUUUUCGCACUGUGACAUCGUAAUUUUACCACAUGCAUUACAGACAUUAUUAUCUCUAUCUGCCCCCUCAUAAUAGAUAAAGAAGGCAAUUUCAUUUUUUUUAGUAGUGUGUCAUGUCAUGUCAUAAACCUUGUUAUAUUCAGACACAUUUUUAAGUAUAUUAGAAGGUGUUUUACCUUGACUUGUGUUGACUAUUACCUCAGAAAUGUCAAUCAUCAGCUGUACAUUUUAAGCAUGGCCAACACGAUCCAUACUUUUAAAUCAAAUAAAUAGUUCUCAUGGGUUUCAGUAACUAUUUGUCAUACUAGUUUGAAUUAAUAUUUGAUGUUAUUGUUGCUUCAAACUGUGAGUAUAAAUGAAAGCAGCAGGAAUGAUAAUAUUCCCUGCGCUUCCACCGGAAGAAUCC
Molecule: messenger RNA, 5732 nt
Organism: Doryrhamphus excisus (bluestripe pipefish)
Lineage: Eukaryota; Metazoa; Chordata; Actinopteri; Syngnathiformes; Syngnathidae
Product: prickle-like protein 2
Molecular function (GO): zinc ion binding
Source: RefSeq, a predicted model, not a curated record